AUGUCUUCUCGCUGGCGCGCUGUGGCUGCGUCUGCCCCUUUUUCCCUUCUCGCCCGUUCUUUUCUUUUUCUUGCCUUCGUCGCCUUCUUGUGCUCGUUUUCAGCUUGCCUCUGCGGAGCUCUUUCUUCCCUGAGCCGUUCUUCGCAUUCGGCGUCUCCUUCUCACCCGCUGCAAUUGUCUCCUUCCCACUGGCCUCAGGGUGCUCCCCCACCUUUCUCUUCUCCGCCUUGCGGUCUGCGCCAUUUGCCUUCUGUCAGCUCUGGCUCCCUGCUGCCGUGUGCGUCAACUCUUGUACGCGGCGAUGAAGUCUCCAACGAGGCAAUCUCUCCCUUGGGUUUUUCCCCUCAGCCUUCGCAGUCUCUGCUUCCCUGCAGCGCCCCUGGGCUCUUCCAUUCGCUUAAUGCGACAUCCCUGAGGCCGCCAUCUGACUUGUCGGCAGACUCUUUCGUCUCACCUGGGUUUCAGCUGCCCUUCCUUCUUUCGCCUUUGUCCUCUCGCUUCCGCUUCGCCUCGCCCGUGGCGCCCCUGUGGGCCCCUUCUCCAUCUUUCGCUUCGUUGUCGUCUUCAUAUUAUUCUUCACUCUUUUUCCUUGCCUCAGCCGCUUCGCCUCCUCCUGUCACUCUCCACUCGCCUCUCGCCUCGUCCUUCGCUUCUAGCUCGUCUCAUCCUCGCGGGCUUCUAGCCGCCGUAGCUCCGUGGUUUUCGCCCGGUCCGGCGCCUUCACCGCCUUCUUUUCUGACUUCUUUGAAGGCCUUCUCUCCCGCCUCUGCCGCUCCUCCGCUGCCGGCCUCGCCUUCGGCGUUCCUCUCCCUUCCUUCAUCUUCUUCCGCCGUGUCUCCGCCUGUCUCCGCACCGUCGCCUCCUCCUCUCUGUCGUGAGCCUUCGACCCCUGUCUGCGAGUCUCAUUCAUCUCCUCCUUCGUCUCGCCGCCCUGCCUUCGCUUCGCCACGCGCGCAGCCUUUCCGCGCCAGAGCCGCCGGCCGCGCUGACCGCGGCGGCGGGCACCAAGUCAAAUCCAGAGCCCCUUUCGCGUCCCUUUCGGGACAGCGUCCCGCCGCCGGCGUGCCAUCUCUGCGCAUGCGCGGCUGGGGACGAAACAGCGAGUACGCGUGGGAGGAGGAAGACGAGACCCUGAAGGUAUACGUGGCGGUGGAGCCCGAGGCGACGAGCCGCGACGUCGACUGCGUCAUUGGCCCCAGGUCGCUUUUCCUCAAACUAAGGAACCGAAAAAUGCCGCUGGUGGAUGGAACGCUCAAGGGCCGCGUGUCUGUCGAGAACUCCUACUGGUGCAUCGAGAGCAUCAACGCGAGAAACAAGCUGCCGCAGUGUAUGACCCCCGCGGCGGACUCUUCGCAGCUUCACUCGCAUGCGUCUCACGCUGCUCACUCCCACGCCUCUCCGCCGCCUCCGCCCUCGCCUGCGCCUGCGUCCGCUUCCUCGUCUGCGUCUCCUUCCGCGCGCCUGCCCUCAGACGAGGAGAUUGCGAAGGCGCCUUGGCUGGGCCUCGACCUCGUGGAGCACCCGCCUCCGCCUUCGCCGGCUGCUGCGGACACCGGGAAGCUGCUGACGGUGUAUCUGCAGAAGAAGCCCCUUUCAGGAACGGGCCUGGGGGGGCCCGCCAGCGGCGGCGGGGCGGCGCCGCUGCCCGAGUGGGGCGGCGUGCUGGAGGGCGAGGAAGUCGAUGACAUUUUUUACGAUGUCCUGCCUUCCAAGAUGCGCGAUCUCACACCCGCACACCGCGCACAGGAAUGGGUGCCUGGAGUCCUGCUGUAUCGGCAAGCCUUUCCCGCGUCGUUCACGCGUCAAGAAGCGCUGCAGUUCAUCGACGCGUGGACGCGCGCCAGGAGCGCGGUCGGCGCGGACGCCAUCGCCGCAAGCCCUUCGCUGACGAGCGCGUCUUUGGACCCUAGUGCGUCGCCGUCGCUCCUCGCGAAAACGCAAGCUGUGUUGACUCCGGCGGCCGACCCGUCCGCGAACUUCGGGCUGCCCGCGACGCAGAUGUUCAUCGUGGCCUCUCCACUAGCCGACGGCGUGCGCCUCUCCUUUGAAGGGCCGCCAGCGCCGCGGACACCUCGCGGCGCGGCGCGUGCCGCUGCGCCCAGCCCGCGAGUCUCUGCAGUCUUCUCGGCGCCCCUCGCCACGCAGCACGACGACGGGAAGGCCGCCGUCUCCGCGUCGGCGCCAGACGCGCGCUCCUCCAGCCUCGGCGAGUCGCUCUCUGCAGCCACUGCGAGUCAGCUCCUCCAGGGAGAAGGGCGCGCCGCGCGCUACGACGAGGACGGGCACUGGAUGCCAGAGGACAGCAUCGACAUUCGCGUCAUCGGCCGCGGCGCAGAAGAAGACGAGUUGCGCGGAGCGUGCGACGGUGAGCGCGAGGCGGACGCGGAGCGCCUUGACGCGCGCCUCAGAGAGAAAAUCACGCGUGACAGCUUCGCGCUGGAACUCGUUGUGCUCAGGGGCCCUGUGGGGUCCGGCGGCAAGGGACAGUUCGGGCCGCUCCUCAGUCUCCAAGUGCGCGACACCGAGGAGCGCUUGCUCAAGAAGCUGCAGCAGGACUUGCUAGGCGUGACGCUUGCGAUGAGGGAGAAGCUCCACGCGAGGGACAUGGAAAAGAAAGAAAUGGAGGACGACCUCUUCGGUCCCCCCAAAGACCUCUGCCACGACAGCUUGGCGCGGGAAAUCAACGCGACACAGGACGGUUCCACUUCUUCAAGCUCUGCGUCCGCGACGCCUACCGCCUCCCCGGAGUCGCCCUCGCCCGCUGCAGGCCCUGGCGACUCGCCCUCCGCCUCCGCUGUCUUAUCCCCGAGUUCGGCUUCUGACACGUCCGCGCCUCUUGAUCGCUGGGCAGCCUCUGCUCCAUCGGUCGCUGCGGCACCGCCGGCAGCGGACGCCGUGGACGUCGACACCGAUGAGAUCACGCCGGAAUGGAUUGAGAAGUUUCCAGCCCUGAAGGCAUCGAUUGAGGAGGAGCGCGACUGGCUCGCCAAGUUCCCCCUGCAGACGAAGGACGGCACGAGGCUGGUGCCUUCGGCGCGUGCAGAGGACGCUGAACUUAGUGGCUCUAAUGACGAUGCCAUGCGCCGCCGCAGGGGCAGCGAGGCGGACCGAGAGCGAGCGCGAGCGGCGCGGAAGAGGACACACGAACAGCGGAAUCCUUACGGCAUCAAAGUGAUUGACCUCGACGACAAGAGCGGCCACAAAACCCCGGAAUUCAUGCAAAACUGGAGCCCUGAGAGGAGGCGCGAGUUCCAGCGGGAAGUUGUGCAUGACCUCGAGCAAAACAUUCGCCGCUGUCAGGAGACAAAAGAAGUGCUGUCGAUGGCGGAAGUCACGCGGCACCUGCAGACCUUUUUGAACUUUUCUGAUGCGGAAAUCCAAGACAUCUGGAGGGCGGGGCAUACCGAGGCAUCGCGGUUCAUUAACGACCCUCGGCGCGACCUGGAGAACCUGAAAAAAAACCAAGAAAAACGAAAAACGGCGUGGGCGCAGCACGAGCUGUUCUUCCCGGUCGGCGAGAAGCACACGGACCACGACGACGACGCAGAAACAGAAAAAGUAGACGUCUUCGACCUCAUGGCCGGUCCGGGGCCCGACGUGGCGCCUCCGCACACGAUGGGCUUCAAAGUCAUGCAGACCGACUAUGACCAGCCGCUUCAUCAGAGAUGGGAGGCGAUGUCGGAGCGCGAGCAGCUGGAGCUGCGUGUCAAGCUCCGCGAAAAGGAAGCGCGUCUCGACAUGCUUGUCUACGAGUUGAUGGAAGCGACAGACGAGGGUGUGUUUCCCGUGAUUUGCGACCAGUACAAAGACCUUCUCAUGGACGAGCAGUUCCUCCUCCUCAUGAAGCUCCACAUCCGGGAGCGGCCGCCGCGGACCCGCAAGGAGAAAGACAUCCUGGUUGUAAUCAACAAGUUCGUCGUUUCGCUGUACGAAGACGUCGAGGCACUGGCCGUGCAGAACGAGAAGGAACAACUAGAAAAAAUUCGCCUUCUCUGCAUGCAGGCGCUCGUCGACGUCGAGAAACUCACCGAAUACGCGGAGUCGAUGAAGCAGCUGCUGAACCGCGACUUCCUGGCCUACCUCGAGUUCGCCAUCCAUGCAGAGAGGAAGCGCAUCCAGAAGGAAGGAAAUAACCCUGAUGCUGCGCCCUCUCGGUGGCUCAUGGUUCUCAUGAUCAUCCACAAAGGCGUCAUGGCCAUCUACGAAAAAGAAAUUUGGGAGGACGUGCUGUGGAUCACCAUGGUCGUCACGCAGAAGCCGCCGGAAGUUCGCCGGAAGCUCCUCGAGCUCUUCGUGGCGCAGAUCCCGAAAGCCGACUGGAAGCAGUUCAAGCGCGUGGCUCUGAGAAUGGCUGACGCACUCGCCAAGGGCGGAGACUCGCACAGCCCCCUUUCGUUCCCGUCGUGCCCGUGGGUGCCUGAGGCCGUGGCGCAGCUGGCGCGCGAUUUGGAGCGCAUUUUGCCUGAUUGGAUGAUUGAAGGCAUGAUGACGGACUUCGACAAACAAGUGCUGAAGCAAAAGAUGGACCGCAUGUCCUUCCUGUGGGGCGAGAAGGACUUGGAGAGCCUCCGCAAUGUCAACGUCACUCUGCCAAAUGUGUCCGAGAUGAUGAAGGAGCAAAUUGAACGCGCUACGGAGGUCUUCAACAAGCCCCAGGAACUCACGGAACGCGGGGUACACGCCAUCACCUGA
This is a messenger RNA of Besnoitia besnoiti, 4692 nucleotides long. RefSeq lists its product as uncharacterized. Lineage: Eukaryota; Apicomplexa; Conoidasida; Eucoccidiorida; Sarcocystidae. The transcript has 15 exons. The coding region runs from base 1 to 4692 and encodes 1563 amino acids. The record is from RefSeq and is a predicted model, not a curated record.